CCAGAUGGCGUGUGGCAGCGGGAGAGUCACUAUCCAGCUGGUGAACGAGGAGGCUGAGUCUGGAGCCCAAGGCCUGAAGCUCUUUCGGGGCCAGAACUAUGAGGCAAUCCGAGCAGCUUGCCUGGAGGAGGGGAUCCUGUUCCGAGAUCCCUACUUCCCUGCUGGUCCUGAUGCCCUUGGCUAUGACCUGCUGGGGCCAAACUCAGAGAAGGCCAAAGGAGUGGAAUGGAUGAGACCCCAUGAGUUCUGCACCGAACCCCAGUUCAUCUGUGAGGACAUGAGCCGGACAGACGUGUGUCAGGGGAGACUGGGUAAUUGCUGGCUACUGGCGGCCGCAGCCUCCCUCACACUCUACCCCCGCCUCCUGCGCCGGGUGGUCCCGCCUGGACAGGGCUUUGGAAGUGGCUAUGCAGGGGUCUUCCAUUUCCAGAUCUGGCAGUUUGGCCGCUGGGUGGACGUCGUGGUGGACGACAAGCUGCCAGUGCGAGAGGGGAAGCUGAUGUUCGUGAAGUCGGAGCAGAGGAACGAGUUCUGGGCCUCGCUUCUGGAAAAGGCUUACGCCAAGCUCCAUGGCUCCUACGAGGUCAUGCAAGGUGGUCACAUGAAUGAAGCCUUCGUGGACUUCACAGGUGGUGUGGGUGAGGUACUCUACCUUCGGCAGGACACCCCCGCCCUGAGCCUCUUCACCAUCCUGCGCCACGCCUUGGGCAAAGAGUCCCUGGUGGGGGCCACUGCCCUGAGUGAUCGGGGCGAGUACCGCACAGAAGAAGGGCUGGUGAAGGGCCACGCCUACUCAGUCACAGGCACACACAAGGUGUCACUGGGCUUCACCAAGGUGCGGCUGCUAAGGCUAAGGAACCCCUGGGGUCGCAUAGAAUGGACCGGAGCCUGGAGCGACAGCUGCCCACGUUGGGAUGUGCUCCCCACUGAGUGGAGGGAAGCCCUGCUGGUAAAGAAGGAGGAUGGAGAAUUCUGGAUGGAGCUACAGGACUUCCUCCGGCACUUCACCACCAUCCAGAUCUGCUCACUGAGCCCGGAGGUGCUGGGCCCGAAGCCUGCGGGAGGCGGCUGGCACAUCCAUACCUUUCAAGGCCGCUGGGUGCGUGGCUUCAACUCGGGUGGGAACCAGCCUGGUGCAGACACCUUCUGGACCAACCCCCAGUUCCGGCUGACACUGUUGGAGCCUGAUGAGGAGGAGGAAGACGACGAUGAUGAUGGGGCUCGAGGCCGCCUGCCCAAGUGCACAGUCCUCCUGUCACUUAUUCAGCGCAACCGCCGGCGCCUAAGGGCUGAGGGCCUCACCUACCUCACCGUGGGCUUCCACGUGUUCCAGGUGUGCCCCCAGAUGGUGGAGCUCUGGGACUCCCCGCACAGCCGCGAGCUCCUGCCCCAGCUGCUACGCGCCGACCGCUCGCACUUCUGCGCGCGCCGCGACGUGAGCCGCCGCUGCCGCCUGCCGCCCGGACACUACCUGGUGGUGCCCUGCGCCGCGCGCACCUGCGACGAGGCCGACUUCACGCUGCGCAUCUUCUCCGAGCGCCGCCACACUGCCGUCGAGAUCGACGACGUGAUCAGCGCCGACCUGCGCGCCUUCACGGUCCCCUACACUCCCCUGGGGCUCGGCUUGGAGCUGCUGUUCCAGGAGCUGGCAGGAGAGGAGGAAGAACUCAGUGCUUUUCAGCUUCAGAUGUUAUUAAGCAUUGCCCUAGAGCCUGCCAGGACGCAUCACCAGAUUCCCAGAGAAAUUGGGCUCAGGACCUGUGAGCAUCUGCUGCGGUGUUUUGGGACACUCCACCCCCAGUAUGGCCGAAGCCUGGCCUUCCACCAAUUCCAGCAGCUCUGGGGGCACCUCCUAAAAUGGCAGGCCACCUUUGACAAGUUUGACGAGGACUCCUCAGGAACCAUGAAUUCCUGUGAGCUGAGGCUGGCACUGAUUUCGGCAGGCUUCCACCUGAACAACCAGCUGACCCAGGCCCUUACAAGCCGAUACCGGGACAGCCGUCUGCGAGUGGACUUCGAGCGUUUUGUGUCCUGCGUGGCUCAGCUCACCUGCAUCUUCUGCCACUGCAGCCAGCACCUGGAUGGAGGUGAGGGGGUCAUCUGCCUGACCCACCGCCAGUGGAUGGAGGUGGCCACCUUCUCCUAGGACCUCUGGCCGAGGGCACCUGUCUUCAGCUCCCACUUCCCCCCUCCCGAAACCUGGAUCAGGGCUGAAAUUAUAAGGAGGGGGAGUUACCCUCCUCCAACCCCGCCACCUCCUUGCCUGGCACAGGGGCCGAGGCCCUGGCAUCAAGCAGCACGCCACCAUGGGGCAACCAGCAAGUUACUGCAUCUUUGCUGCACUCUCCUCCCCUCCUGCAGGGAAGGUGACACCCCUGUUGUUGUGGGGCAGCACCCAGCCCUGAGGGGUCCCCAUAGCACUGUUUUGACCUUCCCACCACACCAUUCUGGGAAGAAGCAUCCUACCCUGGGUCUCCUAAGAAGCGGAACGCUGAGACAGGAGAGAGAGAAACAGAGGACGCUGUAGGAAUACUUCUUAAAAAUAUUACGCGCUUUAUUAUCUUGUCCCCAGAAGGGUGGUUUAUCCAGAAACCAAGAAAAAAAUAAUAAUAAUCAGAAUAAACUCAAAAAGACAUGGAGGGGAAUAAAACCAUCGACUAAAAGGCAGCCAGGCCAGCAGCCCACCCUCCAUACCCCUGGAGGGCCCCCAGAGACCUACACCCUACAACAACAGACAACAGACAGAGAGAUUGGGCAGGGGAGUAAAUCAGCUAUGACUUCAUUAUGAGAGCAAGAGGCAGCAAAGAUAUGUUGCUAGGUGGAUAUAUAUUUAUAUAAUAAAUCCGUAAGUUAAUAAAGUAAAUAGUAAUCCUCUGGAAAUUU
This is a messenger RNA of Erinaceus europaeus (western European hedgehog), 2883 nucleotides long. RefSeq names its product calpain 12 (gene CAPN12). The transcript is spliced from 20 exons. Gene Ontology annotation, molecular function: calcium ion binding; calcium-dependent cysteine-type endopeptidase activity. Lineage: Eukaryota; Metazoa; Chordata; Mammalia; Eulipotyphla; Erinaceidae. The record is from RefSeq and is a predicted model, not a curated record. Bases 5 to 2146 code for a protein of 713 amino acids. Gene Ontology annotation, biological process: proteolysis. Gene Ontology annotation, cellular component: cytoplasm.